Haemonchus placei is the source of this 1965-nucleotide messenger RNA. The record is from the annotation of a GenBank genome assembly. Lineage: Eukaryota; Metazoa; Nematoda; Chromadorea; Rhabditida; Trichostrongylidae.
UUGGUGUCUGGGCGUUGUUUCCUCGACCGCUCCAUUUUUCAAAGUAAUUGCAUCAUUUGUAGGUCUGACGCAAUUCGUGGUGCUGUAAUUGGCAUUGAUCUGGGAACUACAAACUCUUGUGUAGCUGUUAUGGAGGGAAAACAAGCAAAGGUAAUAGAAAACGCAGAGGGUGUGCGAACAACGCCAUCAACGGUCGCGUUUACGAAAGAUGGAGAACGAUUGGUAGGAGCACCAGCUAAGCGCCAAGCAGUCACCAAUUCUCAGAACACUCUUUAUGCUACAAAAAGGCUUAUUGGUAGAAGGUUUGAUGAUGCUGAAGUGCAGAAGGAUGUAAAAAUUGUGCCAUUCAAAAUCGUAAAAGCCAGCAAUGGGGAUGCUUGGGUUGAAGCUCAAGGCAAAAUGUACUCUCCAUCCCAGGUUGGAGCAUUCGUACUUAUGAAAAUGAAGGAAACUGCUGAAAACUACCUCGGAACCACAGUGCACAAUGCUGUUAUCACGGUCCCAGCUUAUUUCAAUGACUCACAGAGACAGGCAACCAAGGAUGCUGGGCAGAUUGCUGGUUUGAACGUAUUACGAGUAAUUAAUGAACCUACAGCGGCUGCUCUUGCUUACGGUUUGGAUAAGGCUGAGGACAAAAUAAUUGCUGUUUAUGACCUUGGCGGUGGUACCUUUGAUAUCUCUGUAUUGGAAAUUCAAAAAGGAGUAUUCGAAGUAAAAUCAACCAAUGGUGAUACUUUCCUUGGUGGAGAGGAUUUCGAUCAUGCUCUUGUGAAUUACCUUGUUGCUGAAUUCAAGCGUGAGCAGGGAGUCGAUCUUACCAAGGAUCCCAUGGCAAUGCAACGACUUCGUGAAGCCGCUGAAAAGGCGAAAUGUGAGUUGUCAUCCACAACACAAACGGACAUAAAUCUUCCGUAUCUCACAAUGGACUCGUCUGGACCUAAGCACAUGACUCUGAAACUGACAAGGGCUAAGUUCGAGCAACUAGUAGGGGAUCUUAUCAAGCGGACAGUGGAGCCUUGCCGUAAGGCUAUGCACGACGCUGAGGUAAAACCAUCAGAGAUCACUGAAGUGCUCUUGGUAGGAGGCAUGUCUCGAAUGCCAAAGGUACAACAGACCGUUCAAGAGGUGUUUGGACGAGCUCCAUCGAAGGCCGUGAACCCCGAUGAAGCCGUCGCUAUGGGAGCUGCUAUUCAAGGAGCGGUUUUGGCUGGUGAUGUUACUGAUGUACUGUUGCUGGACGUAACUCCUCUUUCACUUGGUAUUGAAACACUUGGAGGUGUGAUGACGAAGCUCAUUUCUCGUAACACCACUAUCCCAACAAAGAAAAGCCAGGUCUUCUCAACGGCUGCAGAUGGACAAACACAGGUGCAGAUCAAGGUCUGUCAAGGUGAACGUGAAAUGGCAAACGAUAAUAAGUUGUUGGGACAAUUCUCUUUGGUUGGUAUUCCUCCAGCUCCUCGUGGUGUGCCUCAGAUUGAAGUCACUUUUGACAUUGAUGCAAACGGUAUUGUUAACGUAUCCGCCCGUGAUCGGGGCACAGGAAAGGAGCAACAGAUUGUUAUCCAAUCCUCUGGUGGACUCUCCAAGGAUCAGAUUGAGAAUAUGAUUCGCGAGGCCGAAAAGAACGCCGCCGAGGACGCUAAGAAGAAGGAGAUGGUUGAGGUACUCAAUCAAGCGGAGAGCAUCAUUCACGAUACUGAAAGCAAGAUGACCGAAUUCGCUGAUCAAUUACCCAAAGAAGAAUCUGAGGCCCUGAAGAAGAAGAUCGAGGAGACCAAGACGAUUUUGGCUAAUAAGGACAAUGAGAAGCCCGAAACGAUCAAGGAAGCUGUCAGCUCACUUCAGCAACAAUCGCUCAAGCUGUUUGAGGCAGCUUACAAGAAAAUGGCCGAGAAAAAUUCUGGUGGUACCUCUGAUGCUCAAGAAGCGAAGACUGCCGAGGAGCCGAAAAAGGAGCAGAAUUAA